AUGGCACAGACACAUGAUUGGCAAAUGAUAGCAUUAGAAGGGGCAGAGGGCCAGAGGAACAUCAUAGAAAUUUCUCUGGAGAAGCGUCCCAAUGAAAUAAAUGGAGGAGGUGGAGAACAACAGUUACCAGAGGAACCAGCAGAAGGAGGAGAGCAACAGGUGCCAGGGGAACCAGCAGAAGGAGAAGAGCAUCAGGCACCAACUGAACCAGCAGUAGGAGGAGUUCUUCAGGUACCAGGGAAACCAGCAGUAGGAGGAGAGCAACAGGCACCAGGGAAAGCAGCAGGAGAAGGAGAGCAACAGGUACCAGAGAAACCAGUAGAAGGAGGAGAGCAACAGACAUUAGGGAAACCAGCAAAAGGAGGAGAGCAACAGGUACCAGGGAAACCAGCAGUUGGGGGAGAGCAACAGACACCAGGAAAACUAGCAAAAGGAGGAGAGCAACAGGCACUAGGGAAACCAGCAGAGGGAGGAGGGCAACAGACACCAGAGAAACCAGCAGAAAGAGGAGAGCAACGGGCACCAGGGAAACUAGCAGUAAGAGGAGAGCAACAGGCAUCUAGGGAACCAGUAUUAAAAGGAGAACAACAGAAGAAUUGUUCUAAACAAGAUGGUGGUACAUUAACAUCAAGUUUCAGCAAGGAUGCCAGGCAACAAGAAACUCUGAAGCACUCAGUGGAUCAGGACACAUCCGCUCAAGGUGAAAGAAAAAAGCCACUUCAUCAGUAUGCAGUUGAAAUUGAAAAUGGCAGAACUGCUUCAGAAAAUGGAAUGGUGAUCGAAGGACAACAAGAUUUGGAAGGAAAUUUGAAAAUGGGUAAUCAGCACACUUUACAGUCCAACCACGAUAGGUGA
This is a messenger RNA of Pocillopora damicornis (cauliflower coral), 855 nucleotides long. RefSeq lists its product as uncharacterized. Lineage: Eukaryota; Metazoa; Cnidaria; Anthozoa; Scleractinia; Pocilloporidae. The record is from RefSeq and is a predicted model, not a curated record.